UAACAUUCUGGACUCUAGACUGACAGGAUGCUGCAAACAUUUGCUGCUUGUAUUCAUUACCUACAAUCUUAGAACCAAAGUAACCGGAUAUUAGUAAACUGCCAAACUGCCAAACUGAACGUUCGGAAACAUUAUUUUGUUGCUCAUCAUUAUCGAUUUGUUCAGUUUGUUUGGAGUUAAGGAAUAUGGAAUUUAUAUCAUAACAAUAUAUGAUAUCUAUAGAUGCAUUCGGGGUACGUUCUGGCCUAUAGAUUGUAAAAAUCGGAGUUUCCUGCCUCGCAGAUAGUGUAAAGACUAAAGGUCCCACUAAAUAAAAAUGACAGGCACCGGUAUGAGCUGGCAGAAACAGUUGAUAUAUUUGUCGUUACCAGCGAUAGUGUUUCUCCUCGUGGGUGCAGGACUUUUGAUAUGGCAAGUGACAUCUCCCAAUGGAGAGAAAGAAGCGCUCGUUGUCGGGAUCGUGAUGUUCGCAAUGACACUCUUCCAAAUUGCCGCCAUGGUCUGGUGUUACCGAGCGAAGCGAAAAUUAGACGAUAAGGAUUUUGAUAAAGUUCGAGCGAUGGAAAACAGCAAUUUUGAGCUAAAGGAAAAAUGUGUCGAAAAUAAUCUCCAAAACCACGUGGACACAACGGAUGCCUAAUUUGGAACCGCCCUUCAAAACAACAAUCAAGACAAGUCAAGAAACGAUAAACAAAGCAACGUGAACACAUUUCGCAAUUACAAGAUAGAGAAACUACUGGAUAACACAACUACUGCCACUGAUCGAUACAAUUUCUUGUAAAUUGAAUUGAUUGGUGACCCUUCGAUAAUAUUAGACAAGAACAGAAGUUCCAAUUUAGCUGUUCUGGAAGCAUAAUGAAAACUUAUAAACCGAUUUUGUUAGCGUUGAGCGGAGAGCAACAACAAUUCUCAAUAUAAAUGAAAAAUGAACGGUCCUUAAAAUAAUUCAGCGAUGGCUAGACGUCACACGACAGGGAUCUAGACAAGGAUUUAUGUUUCGUUUAUUUGAAAUACUGUUUCAUAAAUUAAUACAAUCAUGAACCAUUCAAAAAUUGUAAAUAUAAACACAUUUGGU
Owenia fusiformis is the source of this 1075-nucleotide messenger RNA. The record is from the annotation of a GenBank genome assembly. NCBI's taxonomy places the organism in Eukaryota, Metazoa, Annelida, Polychaeta, Sabellida, Oweniidae.